AUCGCCCGGGCCGGCCCCCGCCGCCGCGGGACGCCCAGAGCCGCCGCCGCCGCCCUCCCCGCAGCUCCGCCGCCCGCUCCGCCAUGUCCCGGUGCCUCUGGCCGUGACCGGUCGCUGCUGAGCUCCCGCGGGGGAUCGGGGCGGAGGAACGUGUGCCGUGUCCGAGGGCAGAGAUGAGGACGGCGGAGGAGCCGAACGGGACCGUCCUGCACCGCCUGAUCCAGGAGCAGCUGCGCUACGGGAACCUGACGGAGAACCGCACGCUCCUGGCCAUCCAGCAGCAGGCCCUGCGCGGCGGCGGGGCCGGCAGCCCCCGCUCCUCCCUGGAAAGCCUGAGCCCGGAGGAGAGCCAAAUGGUGCAGCAAUCCACCCGGCAGGAGCCCCAGGGCCAGGAGCAUCACUCCGACCACCUCUACUCGGAGAACAGCGUCUACCGGCUCUGCCCGCCCCAGCACAAGGGCGAGGAGCUCCCCACCUACGAGGAGGCCAGGGCUCAUUCCCAGUACUUCGCCUCGCAGCGGGGUGGGCAGCAACCCGGAGGGCUCGACUUGGGGUUUCGGGGUGAGAGCCCUGCUCGUGGAGCCGAGAGCGGCGCCCGGAGGCCCGACGAGGGGCUGAAGGAGCUGAAGCACGGCCACGUGCGGUCGCUGAGCGAGCGGCUGAUGCGGAUGUCGCUGGAGAGGAACGGGGCCAAGGCACAGAGCCCCAUCAGUGCUUCCCACAGCUACCCCCAGCUCUCCCGACACCACCAGCUCGCCGCCCUCCGAGGGCAGCACCCCGAAGGGCUGGAGCCACGGGGACCACCCCCGGAAUAUCCCUACGUCAUCCCUUCCCAGGAUACUUACCUGGCGGAACCUGGACCCUGCUCCCGGGAAGGUCCUGGGUUUCAGCAUCCUGAAGUCAGGGUGCUGCCCAGCCCGGUCCCCACCGCUUUCCUGCCGCCGCCGGGUGCCCUGUACCCCGGUCCCUCCGGGGUGGAGGCGCUGGUGGGUGCCCAGGCGGUCUCUGCCGGCAGCCGCCUGGCCCGGGCAGAGCUGCUCCUGCGGGAGAACGAGCGGCUGCGGCGGGAGGGCGAGGAGCUGCGGAGGGAGCUGGAGAGCUGCUCCCAGAAAGCCGGCCGCAUCCAGAAGCUGGAGAGUGAGAUCCAGCGCCUCUCGGAGGAGUACGAGAACCUGGUCAAGGCGUCUUCCAAGCGGGAAGCCUUGGAGAAAGCCAUGAGGAACAAGAGGGAGGGUGAGAUGAGGCGGCUCCAGGAUUUCAACCGGGAUCUGAAAGAACGGUUGGAAUCUGCCAACAAGCAGCUGGCCAGCAAGACCCAGGAAAACCAGGAGAGCAACCAGGGCAGCGUGGCCAAACUCCUGGCACAGAGCUACGAGCACCAGCAGGAGAAGGAGAAGCUGGAGCGGGAGGUUUCCCUGCUCCGCAGCGCCAACGAGGAGCAGCGCCGAAGGGCAGAGCUGCUGGAGCAGGCUCUGGGCAGCGCCCAGGCCCGGGCAGCCAAGGCUGAGGCGGAGCUGAGGAAGAAACGAGCCUACGUGGAGAAGGUGGAGAGGCUGCAGGCAGCGCUGGGCCAGCUCCAGGCAGCCUGCGAGAAGCGGGAGCAGCUGGAGCUGCGGCUCCGCACCCGGCUGGAGCAGGAGCUGAAGAUGCUGCGGGCUCAGCAGAGACAGGCGGGUGCCGCGGGCGGGGGGACGCCGGAGCUGAGCGCUCACACGCUCUCCGAGCAGCUGAGGGAGAAGGAGGAGAAGAUCCUGGCCCUGGAGGCUGACAUGACCAAGUGGGAGCAGAAGUACCUGGAGGAGUGCACCAUGAGGCAGUUCGCCAUGGACGCCGCAGCCACCGCAGCCGCCCAGAGGGACACCACCCUCAUCAGCCAUUCCCCCAGGCACUCCCCUAACAGCAGCUUCAACGAGGACCUCCUCCUGGCCACCCACAAGCACCAGGAGAUGGAGAACAGGUUAAAAGCCCUUCACGCCCAAAUCCUGGAGAAGGAUGCUGUCAUCAAGGUCCUGCAGCAGCGCUCACGGAGGGACCCCAGCAAAGCCCUCCAGGGCUCCCUGAGACCAGCCAAGUCUGUGCCCUCCAUCUUCUCUGCCUCUGCCACCCUGAGCUGGCCGGGGUCUGGGCAGAGCGAGCGACUGGCCGAGGGCAGCUCCCGGGGCAGCACAGCAGGCAAAGGCAGCAGUGAAGGAGCAGCAGUGCCCACCAACCUCCCCCUGCCCUCCCACUCCAAGCGCGGCAGCAGGGACGGCAGCACCCAGACCGACGGGGCGGCCGAGGGCGAGGGCCUGGAGCACCCACCUGGAUUGCUGGAGAGCUCAGGCCCUGCCAGAGCCCCGGACCUGUCCGACAUGGUGGAGAUCCUGAUUUAAGGCCACCCAAGGGGCUGCAUGUCAGCCCCUCUGCCCUCCCUGCCUGCUGCACAGGCACAGCUGUCCUGCCUGCACCUGCUUGGGAUGGAGGAGCCUGCAGGAAGGACCAAGCCUGGAGCUCAGCACUGUCCCUGUGACCAGUCUGAAUGGGUGGCCUCAUGCCUGGGAGAGCCACCACCCCCACUCAGCACCCACACGGGUUCCCAGCUGCGCGGGGCGCGCUGGAGCUCGGGGACCCCGCAGAGGGAAGGGGCUCCUGACCCCCCUCCAAAUGCACCUGGGCUUCGUGUGACAGGAGCAGGAGUAUUUAUCCCUUCAGCCUCUUCUCCUUCCCAAGCUGGCGGAGGGGGUGGUUCAUCCCAUCUCCUCCCUUGUUGGCUCCAUCUCCAUCCCUGUCCCACAUCUGGGCCUUGACCAUCCGCAUCCACCCGAGCGCUUGAGCUCCGACUGGAAUUUCCCACUCUGCUCACCCAGACUGUACCUACAAGGUGAUGUCUCCAUGUGAGGGCAGAACCAGCAGGGAUCCUCCCGUGGGUCCCACCAACCACCUGGAUCCACGUGGCCAAGCCAAGUGCCAGGAGCCCCACACCUCCACCAUCACCAUCCUGCCUCUGGGAUUUCAGCAGGUGAAAACAACAACUUGAGGGAACGUGAGGUGGAGGAGAAACCUGGAAAUCAGAAGUGAAGCACUUGGAGUGAUCCGAGGGUGGCUGAUGGAGGUGGUGGGAUGUUCCUCCCUUCUCCUGGCUUCAUCCCACCACCACAUCCCCAGCUAUUGGCAGCUGGAUUCUGCCUCUAGCCCAGUGCCCACCUCCUGAGCUCGGGCACUUCCCGUCCUUGCCCUUCGUGUGUGUGUGUGUGUAUAUAUAUAUAUAUUAUUUUUCCUUUCUUCUUUAAAUGUGUGCAUUUGCUGGACAACUGCAUUUUUUAUUUUUCUCUCCCAGACACGUAAAAAAUGCAUUCAGUUCUUGUGCAUUGUUUACAAAGUGGAAAACAAACCAAAAAAAGAUGAAAGAGGUAAAAAAACCCCAAACCCGACGAACCCCGAACGAAACACCCUCGACUUAAUAUAUUUUAUAUUAAUAUUGGUAUUUCUUUUGAAGUAUAUUUUUUUUUUCGUGCUGUGAACUUUUUUUUUGGGGGGGGAGGGUGUUUUUUUUUUUUCCUCUUCCCCUGCCAAAGAGGAGUUUUGUGCAUUUUAAGUUAUCUUUGAGUAUUUAAAUGUAAACCUGGCUGUUCCGUUCCGCCGCCCUAUACCGAGAUUGCUGUCGCAUUCCACUUGGUAUAACAAUAUUUUCAUUAAAAAAAACCCACCCAAA
Apus apus (common swift) is the source of this 3691-nucleotide messenger RNA. RefSeq names its product angiomotin like 2 (gene AMOTL2). The transcript has 10 exons. Gene Ontology annotation, cellular component: plasma membrane; bicellular tight junction; cytoplasmic vesicle. The coding region runs from base 174 to 2372 and encodes 732 amino acids. NCBI's taxonomy places the organism in Eukaryota, Metazoa, Chordata, Aves, Apodiformes, Apodidae. The record is from RefSeq and is a predicted model, not a curated record. Gene Ontology annotation, biological process: hippo signaling; regulation of cell migration; establishment of cell polarity involved in ameboidal cell migration.